GAUGACCCAAAGAAGCCUGUUAACAACAUAGACAAAGGGAGAGAAGUGGAAAAGAUAAUUAAGGAUAAAAAAGAAUCGAGUAGUGAUGAUUCAGAUGAUGAAAAGGAUAAACCUUCAGUUCCACCAACAACUCCAUCGAGGAAAGAGGCACCGAGCUUCACGCCAAAACCCCUUGUAAAACAAGAAUCUGAGAAAAAAGAUGAACAACCAUCAUGGAGGCAAGGCCGGAAGACUAGUAGUAGCGAAUCAAAUCGUAGCGAAGAGAGAAUUCCCCGCUCUGCAUCAGCCCCACAAAUGCCAACGACAGACAGGAAAAAGCCUGAGGAAACGCGCACAAGUGAUUCAGAGUCUGGUUACACAAGAAGGAGGUGGGCCGACAUGGAACGAGAGCGUGAACAGGAACGAGAAAAAGAAAAGGAGCGGGAACGGGAAAGGGAGAGGGAAAUAGAAAAACAGAGAGAACAGGAAAGGCAGAAAGAAAAGGAACAAGAGCGGCAACGAGAAAAAGAGCUUGAGAAAGAAAGAGAAAAAGAGCGUGAGAAAGAAAGAGAAAAAGAGCGUGAGAAAGAAAGAGAAAAAGAGCGCGAAAAGGAAAGGGAAAGGCUAAGGCAAAAGCAAAAGCUCACAGGAAGUUUCCGAGACAAGACUGUGACAACACUUACUGCAAAAAGGCCAUCAUAUAUGACCCCUACCACAGAGGACACAGAGUCUGAAACACAACGUAGAUCCAGGGCCAGAAGAGAACGUGCAACUAGAAGAUCAACGCAGGGGGUGACAGCAGAAGACUUAGAAAAUGCUGAAACGCUGGUUGGACAAAAAGACAAGGACACAAACAAACGAGCCGAGGAAAGAGAAACUACUGGUUACAGUCGUCGCUCUAGACUACGCGAGGAAGAUGAGGACACAAACAAAAGAGCUGAGGAAAGAGAAACUAGUGGUUACAGUCGUCGUUCUAGACUACGCGAGGAAGAUGAGAAAACGUCUAAAGAUGAGACUGCUGAAGAGGAGACUUCUAGAAGCAGUUACAUACCUUGGAGAAUGCGGUAUCAUAGUGAUACCGAUAACUCCACAUCCUACAUUGCCAAGUCUCCUCAUAGCGACACUACAACAAUAUCAUCGCCUUAUACCAGUCGCUAUAGUUACAGGGAUGCGGAAAAGAAAGAAGAACUCAAAGAAGAACCCCAAGAGGAAAGAAAACGAGGAUCCAGAAUAUCUGCAGGAGAUGAUGCAAGUUACAGAAAGUCAUUAAGUAGUCGGCGGAAACAGAUACGAGAAAGGAAGAGAGCGGGUACAGGAGUUAUACACAUGGAUGAGCUAGAUGAAGAAGAGGACAAAAAAGAGGAAGAAAGACGGAAAGAAGAAGAGAAGUUAAAGGAAGAAGAGGAAAAAAGAAAUGUAGAGGAAAGGAAAAAAGAAGAGGAGAAACAAAGGAAAAAUGAACUUGAAGACAUUAAGAGUAUAGCAGACCGGUAUACCCAUAGAGCAGGCUCAGGUUCCUCAAGGUAUUCGUCAUCAAUAACUGAUCGUUACAGUCGACGAUAUGGUGUUUUAGAAGAUAAAGAUAAAAAAGAUGAAACUAUAACGGGAACUCCUUGCCUUAAUUGUAAAAAGCUUUUUGAGUCUCAAGUUGAAAAAUAUGACAAAGUGCAAGACAAACUACGAGAAACGCAACUUGAAUUAACAGAAAACAAAGUUCAAUUAGAAAAAGCAUUGCAGAAAUCAGAUCGGAAUGAAGACAGGUCAACUACGAGGGCACUAGAAAAUGAAAAAAGGGAAAAGCGAGCACUUGAAAGAAAAAUAUCAGAAAUGGAAGAAGAACUUAAG
This is a messenger RNA of Saccoglossus kowalevskii, 1824 nucleotides long. Its product is annotated as protein phosphatase 1 regulatory subunit 12A-like. The record is from RefSeq and is a predicted model, not a curated record. Gene Ontology annotation, cellular component: cytoplasm. NCBI's taxonomy places the organism in Eukaryota, Metazoa, Hemichordata, Enteropneusta, Harrimaniidae. Gene Ontology annotation, molecular function: phosphatase regulator activity; protein kinase binding; enzyme inhibitor activity.